Molecule: messenger RNA, 2148 nt
Organism: Phlebotomus papatasi
Lineage: Eukaryota; Metazoa; Arthropoda; Insecta; Diptera; Psychodidae
Gene: Grip71
Exons: 4
Coding region: 110-1978 (622 amino acids)
Biological process (GO): mitotic cell cycle; microtubule nucleation
Cellular component (GO): spindle pole; centriole; ciliary basal body
Molecular function (GO): gamma-tubulin binding
Source: RefSeq, a predicted model, not a curated record
AACAGUUGGCUGCAUGAAAUUUGACAUUUUAUCCGGUGUUUUUUGUGCGGCUUCUCCAACGGUGUUUGUUUCUGGGAUUUUCUAAAAUUUUCUCUCUUUUCCUCGCAAAAUGGAAAUUAUUUCGUGCGGGAAAAACAUUCAGUUGCACAGUUUUCCAAAAUUAAAUACAAUUUCUACGUACGGGGGAAUAGUAACACACGGAAGCUAUGAUUUUCAAUUCUUCAGGAACAGCAAGUUUUUCAUAGCAUCCAAUCCACAAAUACCGGCUGUAGAAUAUUUCUCAUUGAAAUCUCAAGCGAAAAUAUCCCCAUUAAGAAAAAUCCGCACUGAAAAUCUUUGCUGUGUUGCUUGUCCGAAGAAUAGCCUGGAAUAUGUGGCUCUGGGAUUGUCCACAGGUCAAAUGCGUCUCAUUAAUUACAAGACUAAGGAGACUGCAUAUAGAUUUUUACCUCAGACUAUCAACAACAGUAUCAUCUGCUUGGAUUUCAGCGCAACGGAUGAUUACUUGGCAAGUACUUCAGAGACUGGAGAUAUCAGACUCUACGGGAUGAAGAGUUUCAUUGAGGUGGAUUCCUUUAACAUUGAUAAAAACUCGACAAUCACAAAAUUCCAUCCGACAAAGAGAUUCCAACUGACUGUUGCUUCCUACUUGGGCAGAGUUUCAAUCUACGAUGCACAGGUAAAGAAAAAGAUUUUUCAUUUGGACAAAGCACACACAAGUCCUUGCCGGGAUGUUGCUAUGUCCAGUGUCAAUGAUGCUUGCCUCUUUUCCGUUGGCUUCGAUUGCUACAUCAAUAUCUAUGAUACGAGAAAGAAAACAAUUGCUCAGCAAUUGAAAACUGAGCAUCCCCUCUCGGCCAUUGCACUCUCAGCCACGUCCCCGGAAUGUGUUGUUGGCAAUUUAAAGGGUGAACUAUUGAUGUUUGAUGUUAGAAGAAUGUCUGAGGCAUUCACAAAGGUGCAGGCCCAUGAGAGUCUUGUGACACGAUUGGCCUUUGUUCCGCCGGAAGGAACAGAAAUUGAUUUUCAAGCUACAUCGCCAUUGUGCGAAUCUAGGAAUGAGAGUGCUAGUGCAGUUGAUUCUGUUGGAUCACUCAAUGAAUCAGUGGAUGUUUUUAGUCUUAUGCCGAUCCUUGAGAAAAAUCGCGCUUCAAAUGAAUCCGCUCCAGGUCGUCGGGAUAGUUUUAUGGAUUUUCUCAAUGCUCAUAUGAGUUCGGUUGAAAAUUCGCGUCUCUCAAUGGACAGUGGAGAUCUCAGGGAGAAACGUCGUUCGAAGUCACGAUUGUCAGUGAGUCCAGGAGAUCAAACUUUUUAUCCAGAGACUAACAAUUCACAAGAUUUCUCUUUUGUGACCGUUAGAAAGAAGAGAUCUUCAGGACAGACAGAGCCAAAGUUAUCGGACAUCAAGGAGAUUGAGGAACAAGAGAAGAAGGAUAAGGAGGAUGAUGAAGUGCCUGAAAUCAUGGAAGAAAAUCUUGUGAUUAAUAAGAAUGAUAAUGGCAACAUUGAGGAGAAGGAGAGAACCAGUGAUGUGAAAGAAGAAAUCGUGGAGGCGAAUCUGUCAGUUAAUCAAAAUGAUGAUGGACAGAUAAAAUCCCCCCAUAGUUUCUCUCAAAUUCUCCCAGGUUAUCGCAACAGUACGCCCAAUAGGAUGGUGCCUGAUGCAGCGUCUCUUGCAGAAGUUGUUGAAGGCAUCAACAAGGAGAUGACCAAACAACUCAAAAUCACAGAAAAUGAACUGAAAUUUGAGAUGAACACUCUCAAGUGGCACACUUAUGGGGAAAUGUUCAGUCUGUGGCAGAGUCAAAAUCGUAUCAUUGAGAAGAUGAAUGAGAAGAUUGACGAUAUUUCAAAUGCAUUAGCCAUGAUACUGCAAACAGAAGAUUUCGUCAAUGAAUUUUCCCGACUGCAAGAAGAGAACGAUACCCUGAAGAGGCAACUGGCAAAAAUGGUGCAAAAUAGUAAAAACAACAUUUAGGGAAUGAAAUUGUUCUUCCAGUUUAUUUUAUUCCAUUAGCUUUGUUAAUUAUCUUUCCAUGCUCUUGUACAUUUGUGUAUUAUUAUUGCUUAGAAACGAACCUGUAAUAAUUUCAAGAGUUUUAUUUUUAAUAUAAAUAUAAUCAAUAAAAUUUAUUAUUUUAGAUAAAA